AUGCCUCCAGUUCUUUGUAUGAUACGUGAUACUGAAUUACUUUUCUCGAAAAAACUAACACCACAAGAAAAAGCAUUUGAACCAAGUCGAUUCAGACGUAUAAUACGUAAAUUUAUUAAAAAAAUGAAACCUGGUCAACGAAUUAUGUUUAUUGGUAUGUCAUCUCAACCAUAUCGUGCUCGAAUAAAACAAUUAUUACAAAUCUAUGAACAUAUUAUUCUAUUUCCACGACCAAAUUAUGGAUCACGACGAAAAAUUUUCUAUGAAGUUUUAAUUGAAAAAUAUAAUAUGAAUAUUAAUGAUCUUGAGUUAAGUAUUCUAGCAUCAAUAUCAGAUGGUUACACAGUUGGACAAAUUCUUGAAACAAUUGAUAAAGUUAUUAAUAUUAAACAUGAAAAUAAAUAUUCUAAUAAGAUCUGUACAGCCAUUGAUUUUAUUUCUAUACUCGGUACAAAAAUUCCUGUUUUUAUCGAUGAGGAAAAUAAAAUUAAAAAUUGGUAUGCUCAAACAGCAAAUGGUAUCAAACGUUUAAAUGAAAAAGCUCAAACAUCAAUAACAUCAAAGAGAACUUCGUUAAAAAAACAAAGUUAA
Molecule: messenger RNA, 591 nt
Organism: Rotaria sp. Silwood2
Lineage: Eukaryota; Metazoa; Rotifera; Eurotatoria; Philodinida; Philodinidae
Source: the annotation of a GenBank genome assembly